AGAAAGAACAGCCGCUCCACUCCAGCUCUAUGAAAAGAGGUUUCAAUUUUUAAGAGCUACAAGCUCUGAAUUUUUUUUACCUCCGCUACCUAAAGUGAGGGAAAUCUCAUGCCUCCUCCGUUUACACUUGGUAUGGUCUGAACCCGGAAGUGCUGAGGAACAACUUAUUUCAAAGUGGAGUUUUGCCCUUUCUUCCGCCCUCACGUGUGAAUUGGAUCGCCUGUUGCACGCGUGCUCAUGAAUAUUCAACGUCUAUGGUAAUGAGGCCCGGGCAGCGUGUAGUGCAGGGGAAGCGAGUUGUAGGGGUCAGCCCAGUGUACCGGACGGCAGAGGGCCCAGGACUGCCAUAGGAGUAGAGCUUAUAGUGAGUACUACACAGCGCUCUGCAUAGGGAGCAGAGCGGGAAGGGCCACACCGCCCCACCACUUCGUUCUCUAACCGGCCAGGCCUCGGGGGAGACAUGGACCCGCCACAAGGAGGAGGAGGUUAUGGAGGGGGACCCCCGGCUCCGGCCAAGAGCACCAAGGACAAGAAGAAGAUGAAGAGCCAGGAAGAGGGAGGAGGAGGAGGGGAGAAGUCCAAGAAAUUUACAUUUAAACGUCUUAUGGUAGAUGAGCUGGAAAGGUUUACAAGUAUGAGAAUUAAGAAGGAGAAGGACAAGCCGUAUAUGUCACACAGGAAUUCUGCCAACUACUCUGACAAUCCCCUUCAGACGCUGCAGGAACUCAAUGAUGAAACUGUGCUGCAAUUGUUUGAGCAGAUGUUGAACGACAUGAAUCUCAAUGAGGAAAAGCAACAGCCUUUACGGGCAAAGGAUAUGAUGAUAAAAAGAGAGAUGGUCUCCCAGUAUCUACAUACAUCCAAAGCUGGAAUGAAUAAGAAGGAAAGCACCAGGUCAGCACAAAUGUAUAUACAAGAAUUGAAAUCUGGACUUAAUGAUGCAAAUCUUCUGGCUUGUUUGGAAUCUCUGAGAGUGUCCCUCAAUAACAACCCUGUCAGCUGGGUACAGAAUUUUGGUGCAGAAGGUCUUUCCUGUCUAUUAGAGAUCCUCCGGAGGCUGCAAGAAGAUAAGUCACUAUCUCGUGACUCUAAAAGUGAGCAUGAAAUCAUCAGAUGUUUAAAGGCUUUUAUGAACAAUAAUUUUGGAAUAAAAACAGUGUUGGAGACAGAGGAUGGAAUCUUGCUUCUGGCAAAAGCCGUGGACCCUGUAGUCCCUGCUAUGAUGGUUGAUGCUUUGAAACUGCUGUCUGCUUUGUGCAUUCUUCCCCAGCCUGAAGACAUGCAUGAACGUGUCCUUGAAGCACUCACAGAGAGAGCAGAGGCGGAUGAGAUGGAACGAUUUAAACCUCUUCUGGAGGGGCUUAAAAGCGGAACACCUGUAGCACUCAAGGUGAGCUGUAUGCUGCUAAUCAACGCCAUGAUCAUCCAAGGAGAUGAGCUGGAUUUCCGUGUCCACAUACGCAGUGAAUUGAUGCGUUCAGGACUCGGUAACUUGUUAAAGGAUCUGGAAACUAUAGAAAAUGAUGAAUUGAAGGUACAGCUUGGUGUAUUCAUGGAGCACUCUGAAUAUGAUGCUGACGACUUACGUGGGCGUUUAGAUGACAUUAAAGUGGAGAUGGAUGAUAUUCAAGAAGUCUUCCAGAUUCUUAUGAACACAGUGAAAGACUCCUCCGCAGAACAGCUGUUCCUCUCUAUCCUGCAGCAUCUCCUACUCAUCCGAAAUGACUAUGAUGCAAGGCCACAGUACUAUAAGCUGGUCGAUGAGAUGGUGUCUCAGGUAAUCCUGCACAAAAAUGGAGCUGAUCCAGACUUUAAAUGUCGACGUGUAAGCCUAGAUAUAGAGGGUUUGAUUGAUCAUUUGAUUGAUAAGAAGAAGGUUGAAAUGAGCGAGUCCAAAGCACGAGAUCUGAUGAAAAAGCUGGAUGUAGAGCUUACUACAAGACACGAGCUCCAAGUGGAAAUCAGAGCAAAGGAAAGUGAAUAUGAACAAAAAUUAACAGAACUUCAGGGGGAGAAGCAAGCCAUAGAUUCUGAAAAACAAGAAGUCCUCACUGAGAAGCAAAAGCUCGAAGCUGAACUUGCACAACUUUCUGAAAAGAUUGAAAAAGUCUCAAAGGAACUUGAAGAUACGAAAAAAGAAAUGGCCAAUAUGUCAACAUCUGUUUUAAUUCCGGGUUUUACUUCAGGCACUGGACCAGGACAAGCUCUCCCACCUCCUCCCCCACCUCCUCUUCCAGGGAAUUUAGUUCCAGGGGGAGCACCUCCUCCACCUCCUCCUCCUCCCCCACCUCCCUUCAUGGGUAUUGGUGGUCCUCCACCCCCACCUCCACUUCCUGGCCAAUUUGGUAUGCCUCCUCCGCCUCCUCCUUUGCCUGGUGGGUCUGUUCCUCCUCCACCACCUUUGCCAGGUGUCAUACCUCCACCCCCACCAAUGCCUGGUGCUGGUGGGGUUCCGCCUCCACCACCUUUUCCAGGAGCCCCACCACCCCCUCCUUUGCCUGGAGGUCCUGGACUGCCGCCACCACCUCCUCCUUUCCCUGGUGGUCCUGGAGUUCCACCACCCCCACCUCCUGGCAUGCUGGGUGGCCCACCUCCCCCCCCAGGUUUUGGAGGUUGGGGGGUGCCUGCAGUUCCUGCCUUACCAUUUGGAUUAGCACCCAAAAAGGAAUAUAAACCAGAAGUACAGCUGAAACGGCCUAACUGGUCAAAGAUUACUCCCAAAGAACUCUCAGAGAAAGCUUUCUGGACACAAGCAAAAGAAGACAGGUUUGAAAAAGAUGAGCUGUUUGCAAAGAUUACCCUCACCUUCUCUUCACAGAUCAAGUCUUCCAAAGCUAAGAAAGACCAAGAUGGAGAGGAUAAGAAAGCUGCACCGAAGAAGAAAAUUAAAGAACUUAAAGUAUUGGAUCAAAAAACUGCCCAGAAUUUAUCCAUCUUUUUGGGUUCAUACCGUAUGCCCUAUCCAGAGAUUAAAAAUGUCAUCCUAGAAGUGAAUGAAGAAGUACUGACUGAAUCUAUGAUUUCGAAUCUAGUGAAGCAGUUGCCAGAAGGAGAUCAGAUUCAGAUGUUAGCGGAAUUUAAAGAUGAGUACAAUGACUUGGCAGAGCCAGAGCAAUUCGGAGUUGUGAUGAGCACAGUCCCACGCCUACGACCAAGGCUCAACGCCAUUCUAUUUAAACUCAUGUUUAAUGAACAUGUAGAAAACAUCAAACCAGAUAUUGUUUCAGUAACAGCCGCAUGUGAAGAGGUACGGAAGAGUAAGAACUUUUCCACCCUUCUAGAGAUCACUCUGCUUGUUGGAAAUUUUAUGAACGCCGGGUCCCGUAAUGCUGGUGCUUUCGGUUUUGAGAUCGGUUUCCUCUGCAAGCUUAAAGACACCAAGUCAGCUGACCAGAAGACAACCUUGUUACACUUCUUAGCUGAAACCUGUGAGCAAGAUUACCCUGAUGUGUUACAGUUCCCAGAUGAGAUGGUUCAUGUAGAAAAGGCCAGUAGAGUAUCUGCUGAAAAUUUACAAAAGAAUUUGGAUCAAAUGAAAAAGCAUAUUUCAGACCUUCAAAGGGACAUUGAGAGCUUCCCGCCUCCGACUGAUGAUAAGGAUAAGUUUGUGGAAAAGAUGACGAUAUUUGUUAAAGAAGCACAAGAACAGUACACAAAACUGUGCAUGAUGCAUGAAAACAUGGCGGCAUUGUUUGAUGAAUUAGGACAGUACUAUGUUUUUAACCCCAAGAAAGUCUCAAUAGAGGAGUUCUUCCUUGAUCUGCACAACUUCCGUAACAUGUUUGUGCAAGCACUGAAAGAAAAUCAAAAGAGGCGUGAGGCUGAGGAGAAGCUUAGACGAGCUAAACUGGCCAAGGAGAAGGCAGAGAAGGAGAAACUGGAGAAACAGCAAAAAAAAGAGAAACAGCUGAUAGACAUGAAUGCAGAGGGUGAUGAAACGGGUGUGAUGGACAGUCUACUGGAGGCCUUACAGUCCGGUGCUGCAUUUAGAAGAAAAAGAGGUCCACGGCAAGCGAACCGGAAAGCUGGCUGUGCCGUUACCUCGUUGCUAGCAUCUGAACUGACAAAAGAUGAUGCGCUUGUGUCAGUAGGUGCUAAGAAGAAGAAAAGAACAACUGAGGAUGAGUUAGUUGAAAUGGAUACAGUUCAUGAAGACAACCAGGAUAUGCUCACUCGGGCAAGUUAACCAGGCAGUGUGAAAUGCACUUUACAAUUCUGAACAUAGGAGAUCUUCCAGGAUCUUUGGAGAAGACUUUUGCCACCAAAGACCCUUUUAAAACUUUUUGUGUCAACAAGGGGAUUUGCAAUUUUAUAUUCAUGUCUGAUUUGUUAUUGACCAUUUAUUGGAGGACAAGUUCUACUAAUCAGUGGUCUUUACUCACUUGAAUGUUUUUUUUAGUGUAAAAUCAUUUUGUGGCAGCAGUUGUUAAUGUCAUCUUGUUAUAUGGUACAGUGUGGUGGGCAUGAUUGAAGUUAAAUCGGCAAGGUAAAUUCCUAAGUGGUCAAGAAGACCUACACGUGUACAGUCCUAGAAUAGAAUUGGUAUCUGUAACCAAAGUAUGAACUAAUGUAAAUACAGUACUGCCUUAAUCUUUUUUUGCUUACCUCUAAAGGAAAGAAUGUUGUCACUGUAAUGACUAUUUUUAUUUAUAAUGGUAUCCUUGUUAUAACCCAGUUUGCUGGAAUCAUUGGGUACACUGGCUGAUCUGAAAGAAGAAUUGAUGUUUACUUUCAUCUCCUAAAAUGCUCAUCCAUUCUGCACAAAAAUGCUGGUUCUACCUUCCGUGAUGUAUUUUCUGCUAGACACAAAUGAAAUAAGCAAACCUCUUCCAAAGUCUAACAAUCGACGCCAUAUUUGUUCUCUACUACUUUCAUUGUCAUGGGAAAGCUCCUUCUCCAUUUACUUUAUGUACAAUAAAGGAUGUGAUCUUUUAGUAAA
Rana temporaria (common frog) is the source of this 4939-nucleotide messenger RNA. RefSeq names its product diaphanous related formin 1 (gene DIAPH1). Bases 461 to 4186 code for a protein of 1241 amino acids. Gene Ontology annotation, cellular component: actin filament; cytoplasm. Gene Ontology annotation, biological process: actin cytoskeleton organization; actin filament polymerization. NCBI's taxonomy places the organism in Eukaryota, Metazoa, Chordata, Amphibia, Anura, Ranidae. The transcript is spliced from 28 exons. Gene Ontology annotation, molecular function: actin binding; microtubule binding; small GTPase binding. The record is from RefSeq and is a predicted model, not a curated record.